UUCUUCAUCAUCAAGUUUGAAUCUGGUACUAAUUCUGGCAUGAGUAGACCAAGCCAGAAACACCAGAGUGCGCAGCUGAAUGCACAAACGCUCACGAAACGCUCACGAUAAUAUUUCUUCCGUAGCUAGGUAUAUCUCUAUCGCUCUUAUGUAUUGGCGCGACAGAGCCAGACUACAUUUCUGCGGCGUUUCGGUGGCGGUUCGCGUCGCAAAAAUGUCAUUCGUUUCGUUUACGGGGCCAGGAUUUUUUUUAGAUUAUAAAUGGGCUUACUCUUGGCCACAGACUAGCCAAAGGCAAAUACGUGGCCUACGAUGGGAUGGAGUGAGCUCGCCCAGAAGAUGCCUGUUCACUCUUGAUUUGAAGGUUGCCGGGUUAUAUGAGCUCUAUCAGUGGGAAUAAGGUUUUGGGACAAUGUUUUUAUGUAAACCCGACUACGGCAACGCAAAACGAGGCUUUUGGUAUGUUUACAGAUAUAGUGCGAAAAGGGUUUCCUUCGCAUGUUUCCGGAAACGUUCGCAUUUGUCAUGCUAGUUCAGUCAAUGUCGGUACAUAAGUAUAUUAUUGUACUGAGAAUGACUGUAAUAGCAUGACACGUUCGUACGUUUCCGUAACGAUACGAAGGCAAAUCUUUUCGCACUAUUUACAUCUGUAUUAUCUUCUAUGCCCUCGCAACUUUAAAUUUUAUCAUAUUUUCGCUGAAUGUGAACUGAACAGUGAUCGCUUUUGGCGUCAUUUCUAAGGGCCAGUUGCAUCAAUCUCAUUUGAAUGAAUCACAGCAUCGUCAUGCAGCAGACGAGUACCUAUGGAACUUCCCAUACAAUAAAAUUUAACGAAUGCUUUAACGGUAUGACAGACGGUUUGGUGCAACUGACCCUAAGUAACAUAAGGUUAGGUAAUUAUUCCGAACACGUGAAAUAUAUAUAUAUUUUAAUUUGUUUACUCAAAAAAGGUUUCACAGUAAUUGCUAAUUAUUGUAUUUUCGCCAAAUUGUAUGACAGUUUGUUGGCGAAUGUAAGCACUCACUAUUAUUUCCUUAUCUUCUACUGUGCGCUGAAUUUUAAUUGUUUCUAAUUGCAAGGCUAACUCUUCCCACCUAGUGGGGAAUCCGAACAGGUGAUGUCAAAAUACAAUUUAUAAUACCUAUUUGAGUAGUUCAAAAUUUAGUAAUGUACCUAUUGUUGUUUUGCAACUAUAUAAUGUAUGACUGUAUCCAUGCAUCUUACCAAUAAUUAAACUGAAUGUAAAAAAUGUAUAGGUGCUCUUAUGUAUAGUUUUAUCGAGCUAGAAUAUAAUUACAUCCAAUGAAAUUAUGCAAAUGAAUCUAGGUCUAAGUAGGUUAAACUUCGCAUAAAUGAGGCCCAUAAAUUGCAUGGCAAACACGGGAGACGCUACAAUAAUGGGCCGUAAUAGCUGUUAGCUCUCAUAAUGAUAACAAAGUCGCUGCAAGUCAUUUACUCGAUUAUCAGAAAAGAGGAAGAUUCAUAUGGAGAACAGUUUUACACAGUAGGAAUGUUGACAUCAUGAUCCCACUUGUACUCUGGAUCAGCGCUUAAAUAGUAUUGAAAUUAAAAUUAAUGAAAAAUCCAUUUGAGGGAAAGUAAAUAAUUGCAUGUUAGACUGUUAAUUGUUAAAAAAUCUCAGUGCAGUGUUUCAGGCUACCCGUAACUGAACAUCUUUUCUUUUUAAGCUGUGAGCUAUGUGAGCUUACCAUAUGCUAGGAUUUGUCGAAAUAGAACUUCGCCUUUAUGACUUCAAUGAUGACUGGCGUCCACUAGGCUCGCCGAAUCAAAUCUUAAUUCGCCUUCUGCAUUUACUAUGUAACGGCGUCCAAUGGCGACGCAUCGAAUCGAAACCGUUCAUAAAUACCGGGAGGUAAAUGAGAUUCGACUCGGCGAGCCUAGUGGACGCCGACUUUUAAAGGCGUCUAUGUUAAAACUAGAAAGUAUUUUUAGUGACAGGGGCUGCCGUGCUAGCUCCAGAAGUGGCUCUUAGUCAACAUGGAGCUGAUGUCGUUCGCGUUGGCGUACUUUACUGCUAAGCGGCUGUCGCUGCUGACUGUCUUUCUCUGCUCGAGGCCAGAGGAGCUGUCUGCCCUAUUUCGUGAUGCACAGCGUCAUGGCAUGCGAAUCAGUGUUGCCGACUGGGCUCGACUUCCGGCCCUUGAGCCUUAUGGGCCUCACCGGGAAGGCAUGUUGCUGGACGUGACCUGUCCCGAAGCCCCGCGUGUUCUAGAAAAGGCGUCUGCAACCCGCGCCUUCAACCUCCGCCACACCUGGAUAUUGCUGCACAAUGCACCGUUCAACGCAUCCCUUAUGGAGGCUACCCUGGGCUCGACAAUAGUGCUGCCAGACGCUGACGUCGCGUGGGCAGCCAACGAUACACUUCUGGAUGUGUAUCGGAUCAAGCAUGAUCAACCUUUGAUUACAAUGCCGUUGGGGGACGACGCGGCUCGUGUAUCACUCCCAGCUGCUCCUACCAGGAGGAGAGACCUUAACAACGUCUACUUGAGGAGCUCUACUAUAAUAACGCAGCCCCAAUUCUUCAAGGGCUGGGAUGACCUGACGGUGCGGCAGAUUGACACCUUCCCAAAACUGACGUGGCCACUCAUGCAUCUGCUGGCAGACGACCUACACUUCAGGUACAACUUGAUACAAGUAGACUUGUACGGCGAGAAUCGGAACGGAUCAUUCGACGGGCUGGCGGGACAGCUGCAGCGGCAGGAGAUCGAAGUUGGCAUCACCUCCAUGUUCCUGCGCGCUGAUCGCAUGAAAGUCCUGCACUUCUGCUCCGAGACUGUUGAACUCAGAGGAGCUUUCAUGUUCCGGCAGCCGUCAAAGUCCUCAGUCUCCAACGUGUUCCUGCUGCCGUUCAGUCGCGGAGUGUGGAUAGCGACGGCGCUGACACUGGGGCUGGCUGCAGCAACGCUGGCGCUACUGGCGCGGAGGCGGCAUUUGAGGGCCGUUGAUGUUUCGCUGGAACAGUUGUCUAUAGGGGAGACUGUUAUCUUUACUAUCGGAACUGUUUGCCAGCAAGGGUUCCACAUCGUGCCUGAACUGGCUUCAGCGCGCUUGGUGAUGUUCUGCGCCCUGAUGACGGCCCUGUUCGCGUUCACGGCGUACUCCGCCAAGAUCGUGGCCAUCCUGCAGACGCCCAGUGAUGCUAUUCGCACCAUCGAUGACCUCACCAACUCGCCUAUGACCAUGGGAGUCCAGGAGACCACGUACAAGAGGGUUUAUUUUGCUGAGAGCACUCAGCCGGCGACGCAGAGGCUAUACCGGCGCAAGCUGUUGCCGCUCGGUGACAGAGCGUACCUCAGCGUUGUAGACGGGGUGGCAGCCUUGCGUACAGGCCUGUUCGCCUUCCAGGUAGAAGAACCAUCUGGGUAUGAUAUCAUCAGCAAAACGUUCACGGAGCGCGAGAAGUGUGGCCUCAUGCAGAUCCAAGCUUUCAAGAUGCCCAUGGUUGCCGUGCCCAUACGAAAACAUUCCGGUUAUAAGGAGCUCUUCGCUACCAGGUUGCGAUGGCAACGCGAGACGGGGUUGAUGGAUCGCACUCGACGUAUUUGGCUGGCGAGCAAGCCGCGCUGCGACGCCAACUCGGGAGGCUUCGUGAGUGUCGGCAUUAUCGACAUCCUGCCUGCUUUACACGUACGUUACUGUCUGAGAGUGAGUGACAAAGGGAUAAUGGCCAAUGUGGCGAGCAAGCGCACUGCGACGGCAACUCGUGUUCAUGCGUGUAGCACCAUCGACAUGCUGCCUGCUUUACAUGCACGUUAUUGUCAAUCAUAAAAAAAAUCGCCCGAACUUGCCGGGGAGCCAGAGACCCUUAACAUGUUCACUAUGGAGGUCAUAAGCCCCCAUAUAAAUAUGUCACCCUGGUAGUCGAAGCGGAAGUAUAGCACAGCGUGAAUUUAUUUUUCCCUCAUAUUUAUUUCCUUCUCUAUGACAUGGACAGAACUAACCCUAGCAUUGA
Leguminivora glycinivorella is the source of this 3973-nucleotide messenger RNA. RefSeq names its product glutamate receptor ionotropic, delta-1-like. The transcript has 11 exons. Gene Ontology annotation, cellular component: membrane. Lineage: Eukaryota; Metazoa; Arthropoda; Insecta; Lepidoptera; Tortricidae. Gene Ontology annotation, molecular function: ligand-gated monoatomic ion channel activity. The coding region runs from base 1999 to 3789 and encodes 596 amino acids. The record is from RefSeq and is a predicted model, not a curated record.